This is a messenger RNA of Hippopotamus amphibius kiboko, 1508 nucleotides long. RefSeq names its product syndecan 1 (gene SDC1). The record is from RefSeq and is a predicted model, not a curated record. The transcript has 5 exons. The coding region runs from base 283 to 1215 and encodes 310 amino acids. NCBI's taxonomy places the organism in Eukaryota, Metazoa, Chordata, Mammalia, Artiodactyla, Hippopotamidae. Gene Ontology annotation, cellular component: membrane; cell surface. Gene Ontology annotation, biological process: cell migration.
UGCAACGGCUAAGGGCCUGCGGGUUUAUUAUAAGGCGGAGCUCGGCGGGAGAGGUGCAGGCGGGAGCCGAGCUGAGCCGAGAGGAAUCCAGCAGUAGAAAGCAGAUUGCAGCCGGCGGAUCCCGCAGCCCUCGCCUGGGACAGCCGCGAGCUGGACAUCGCUCGAGGAAAGCUGCGCGCAGCGCAACCCGCGGAGCCGACCCGGAGCCCUGCGCAGUCCGCGCCCCGCGGCGCAGCCCUGAUCCGCGCAGCUCGCCGCGCUCCAGCCGCCGGUCCGGGCAGCAUGAGGCGCGCGGCGCUCUGGCUCUGGCUCUGCGCGCUGGCGCUGCGCCUGCAGCCGGCCCUCCCGCAAACUGUGGCCGUAAACGUACCCCCUGAAGAUCAGGAUGGCUCUGGGGAUGACUCUGACAACUUCUCUGGCUCGGGCGCAGGUGCUCUGCCAGAUAGCACCUUGUCACAGCAGCCCCCCUCCACCGGGAAGGACACGGGGCUCCUGACGGCCACGCCCAAGGCUCCAGAGCCCACCAGCCCAGAGACCGUCGCCACCUCCACCUCCAUCCUGCCGACUAGAGAGCCGCCUGAGGAGGGAGGGGCGGUGCUCCUGGCAGAGGCGGAGCCUGGCCUCUCCGCCCGGGAGAAGGAGGCCGCCCACCCACUCAGUGAGACGACGCUGCACCCGACCACCCACCGGACAUCGACAGCCAGAGCCACCACGGCCCAGGGGCCUGCCACCUCCCAUCCCCACAGGGACAUGCAGCCUGACCCCCAUGAGACCUCGGCCCCCGCUGGGCAUGGCCAGCUCGAGCCUCACGCUUCCCGCAUGGAGGAUGGAGGUCCUUCUGCCACUGAGAAGGCUGCUGAGGAUGAAGCCUUCACCCAGCUCCCAGUAGGAGAGGGCUCUGGGGAGCAGGACUUCACCUUUGAUGUGUCUGGGGAGAACGCAGCUGGGCCUGCUGUGGAAUCUGACCAGAGGAAUGGGCCCUCGGGAGAUCCCGAAGCCACGGGGGCCUCGCAGAGCCUCCUGGACAGGAAGGAAGUGUUGGGAGGGGUCAUCGCUGGAGGCCUCGUGGGGCUCAUCUUUGCCGUGUGCCUGGUGGGUUUCAUGCUGUACCGGAUGAAGAAGAAGGACGAGGGCAGCUACUCCUUGGAGGAGCCGAAACAAGCCAAUGGCGGGGCCUACCAGAAGCCCACAAAGCAGGAGGAGUUCUACGCCUGAUGGGGGGGACACCUCUCCCAUCCCCCUGCCACUUGCUGGGGCCCCACUUGCCUCUUCUGUGAAGAACUGCAGACCCUGCAUCCCUGCCACCACGCCACCUCCCCGGCACACCCAGCCCGCGGCGUCCUGGGCGCACCAGGGCGGGGGGGGGGCUCACCUCUGCUUCUUUGACUUCUGCCUGGAGACUUAGGCACAAGGGCUUUCUCGCAUAUGACCGACCUUUCCACCACAGCCUGCACCUGGUAUCCCACCAUGCUGACUCAGUGUCUCCAAACUGGAGCAGCCCCUCCCCA